Molecule: messenger RNA, 2349 nt
Organism: Phoenix dactylifera (date palm)
Lineage: Eukaryota; Viridiplantae; Streptophyta; Magnoliopsida; Arecales; Arecaceae
Product: serine/threonine-protein kinase 52
Biological process (GO): protein phosphorylation
Cellular component (GO): plasma membrane
Molecular function (GO): protein serine/threonine kinase activity; ATP binding
Source: RefSeq, a predicted model, not a curated record
AACCCGGGCGGCUCUCUCUCUCUCUCUCGCGCGCGCGCUGCCUACUUCGUUUCUGCGCUUCCGCUGCUUAGAUUUUUCUCUCUUGCGGAGGGGCUUCGCAGUGGUUUUAAAACCACUCUUCUAGGGCUCUAGUCUCUCUGUCUCUCCCUCUUUCGCGAGUUUGGCGACGCCCAGGGCGACGUUAUGCCUGUUUCUUUUCCGCAAUACUUUAAUUGGUUUGAAAGCUAUAGCUGAGCGUACGUUUGAGCAAGGAUUGCGGUGCUGCGGUCAACGAAAGCAGCGUCUUUUUUGGUGGAUUUUGAUCGCUUUUUUGGUUCUUCUCUUUGUUUUCUGUUUGCUGGUUUUGUUGCCGUGCCUGCGUGGGAAUUGGGCUCUUUGGAUUGGUUGUUUUUAUUUUUAUAUAUAUUUUCAAGUCUUAUUGUGGUUAAAUUGGGGCUUUGAAUCGUAGUCAUUUUUGAAUCUCGUCGCUUGGCAUUGAUUGGCGGUGGAGAUCGGCUUUAGUUCUCGUUAUUUUGGUGCAAAAUUUGAUUUUUUUUUUCUUUUUUGGAGUAGCUGGCUGUACAUUUUUUUUCCCUUGUUUUUAUAUGUCAUAUGAUAUAUCGUUUGAUUAGGUGCAUUCUAUCUGGAGAGUCUUUAAUUAGGGACUAGCACGGUAAAAGAGGGAGCUUUCUAGGGUUUCGUCCAAUUUGCUGUUGGUAGUUGGUGCUUGGUGUCCCGACUGAAGGGAACAAGAAAAUUUUAGUGCUUGCUUAAAUUUUCCUUUUGCCGGACCUUUGUUUUGGAUUGUGUUGGGUCGCUUUGGCAGUAUGGAUUUACGGAGUAAAGAGAAAGAUGGAGUUGUGGAAACUGCUGCUGAAGUGAAGGAGAAGGGAUUUAGAUCGAAAUUUAAGGGGUUUGGGAGCUUUAGCAGUAAAGAUAUGUUCUUUAGGGCCGACAAGAUUGAUCUAAAGAGCUUGGAUAUUCAGCUGGAGAAUCAUCUGACUAAGGCAUGGAGCAAGGACAAGGAUGGUGCUCAGAGAUCCAAAGAAGACUGGGAGAUUGACCUCUCCCAGUUGGAAAUACGUUAUGUUGUAGCACAAGGCACUUAUGGUACUGUGUAUCGAGGCAAUUAUGAUUGCCGGGAUGUUGCAGUGAAGUUGUUGGACUGGGGAGAAGAUGGUGUUGCCACAAAUGCUGAAACUGCAGCUCUUAGGGCAUCAUUUCGACAGGAAGUUGCUGUUUGGCAUAAGCUUGAGCAUCCAAAUGUUACAAAGUUUAUAGGAGCAUCAAUGGGAACAGCAGACCUUAAGAUUCCACCAAAAAAUUCCACGAACAGUGUUCAGACUACCAUUCCAGCUCGAGCAUGUUGUGUAGUUGUGGAGUAUCUUCCUGGGGGAACGCUGAAGCAAUAUCUAAUUAAAAAUAGGCGAAAAAAACUCGCCUAUAAGAUUGUGAUUCAGCUUGCGUUGGAUCUAUCAAGAGGACUGAGCUAUCUACACUCGAGAAAGAUCGUGCAUCGUGAUGUCAAAACUGAAAAUAUGUUAUUGGAUGCCCAUCGAAAUCUUAAAAUCGCUGAUUUUGGUGUUGCUCGUGUUGAGGCUCAGAAUCCCAGGGAUAUGACCGGUGAAACGGGAACCCUAGGGUACAUGGCUCCAGAGGUCCUUGAUGGGAAGCCUUACAACAGAAAAUGUGACGUCUACAGCUUUGGCAUAUGUUUAUGGGAAAUCUACUGCUGUGACAUGCCUUACCCUAACCUCAGCUUUGCUGAAGUCUCCUCUGCUGUUGUUUGGCAGAAUUUACGACCAGAGAUUCCUCGAUGUUGCCCAAGUGCUUUGGCAAAUAUUAUGCGAAAAUGCUGCGAUGCUAAUCCAGAUAAGCGACCUGACAUGGAUGAAGUUGUGAGGCUUUUGGAGGCAGUGGACACAAGCAAAGGAGGUGGAAUGAUACCCGAAGACCAGGCUCGUGGAUGCUUCUGCUUCAUUCGAUCUCGUGGCCCAUGAUGUCCUUUUUCUUUUGUCAACUGCCUUCUUUGUUCGUGUAGGAUCUGAGGAGCUUCAGAUGUGAUGCCUUCAAGUUGCUGGCAUAAAGUUCAUGAUCUGAAAAGCUUCCUUUUGAGUCAGGUGGCAGAAAAUUGUUUAUUGCAACGAUUGUCGCUGCAGCCGUCCAUGGAUUUUGAAGUUAUUUGUAACUUUAAUAAGGUUAACACUGUUAUUUAUAAUAAACAUGGUUUUGUUUUCAUUGUAGUUUGUAAAGUUCAUCAUGUCCUUGACAAGCAAUUGGCAUGUCAUAGUGGUAUGAUUUAAACCCUACUUGUAAUGCCAUUCAUCAUCAGUAUACAUACGAUACCAAAAUUAUAGGGAGCUUGUGUGA